AUGCCUCACAAGGGAGAACCUUCUAACCCUGGAGAUGGACCCAAUGGUGGGUAACUCACUGGUUGAGAGAGUGAUUUUAAAGAUUAGAGGCAAAAAGUAAAAUUAAAUGAACUUGACAUGUCUGAAACGUUGGUCUGACAGAAUUCUAUAUUUCCAGGAAUUAUAAAACACACGAUCCAGCUUCAGUAGGUGUGUGAAUUGUAAUCCCAAAAAUGUGGAUAUCAGAACAAUCUUGAGGGAAUUCUAUUUGAGUCAGAAAAGGAUAUUCAUACGACAGGUAAGAUACACUACAUUACCAAAAGUAUGUGGACAUCUGCUCGUCGAACAUCUCAUUCCAAAAUGGGCAUUAAUAUGGAGUUGGUCCCCCCUUUGCUGCUAUAACAGCCUCCACUCUUCUGGGAAGGCUUUCCACUAGAUGUUGGAACAUUGCAGUUGGGACUUGCUUCCAUUCAGCCACAAGAGCAUUAGUGAGGUUGGGCACUGAUGUUGGGCGAUUAGGCCUGGCUCGCAGUCAGCGUUCCAAUCCCUACAUUUUUUUACGUUAUAGUCUUAUUCUAAAAUUGAUUAAAUUGUUUUUUUUCCCUCAUCAAUCUACACACAAUACCCCAUAAUGCUAAAGCAAAAACAGGUUAUAAAAAAAAAUAAAAAAAACGUAAGACUUCUCCCUACAGUCCUCAGACAUUCAGCCUUCUCCCUACAGUUCUCAGACAUUCAGCCUUCUCCCUACAGUUCUCAGACAUUCAGCCUUCUCCCUACAGUCCUCAGACAUUCAGCCUUCUCCCUACAGUCCUCAGACAUUCAGCCUUCUCCCUACAGUUUAAGACAUUCUGCCUUCUCCCUAUAGUUUAAGACAUUCAGCCUUCUCCCUUCAGUUUAAGACAUUCAGCCUUCUCCCUACAGUUUAAGACAUUCUGCCUUCUCCCUACAGUUUAAGACAUUCAGCCUUCUCCCUACAGUCCUCAGACAUUCAGCCUUCUCCCUACAGUUUAAGACAUUCAGCCUUCUCCCUACAGUCCUCAGACAUUCAGCCUUCUCCCUACAGUUUAAGACAUUCUGCCUUCUCCCUACAGUUUAAGACGUUCAGCCUUCUCCCUACAGUUUAAGACAUUCAGCCAUCUCCCUACAGUUCUCAGACAUUCAGCCUUCUCCCUACAGUUCUCAGACAUUCAGCCUUCUCCCUACAGUUUAAGACAUUCAGCCUUCUCCCUACAGUUUAAGACAUUCAGCCUUCUCCCUACAGUUUAAGACAUUCAGCCUUCUCCCUACAGUCCUCAGACAUUCAGCCUUCUCCCUACAGUUCUCAGACAUUCAGCCUUCUCCCUACAGUCCUCAGACAUUCAGCCUUCUCCCUACAGUCCUCAGACAUUCAGCCUUCUCCCUACAGUUUAAGACAUUCUGCCUUCUCCCUACAGUUUAAGACAUUCAGCCUUCUCCCUUCAGUUUAAGACAUUCAGCCUUCUCCCUACAGUUUAAGACAUUCAGCCUUCUCCCUACAGUCCUCAGACAUUCAGCCUUCUCCCUACAGUUUAAGACAUUCAGCCUUCUCCCUACAGUCCUCAGACAUUCAGCCUUCUCCCUACAGUUUAAGACAUUCAGCCUUCUCCCUACAGUUUAAGACAUUCAGCCUUCUCCCUACAGUCCUCAGACAUUCAGCCUUCUCCCUACAGUUUAAGACAUUCAGCCUUCUCCCUACAGUUUAAGACAUUCAGCCUUCUCCCUAGUUCUCAGACAUUCAGCUUUCUCCCUACAGUUCUCAGACAUUCAGCCUUCUCCCUACAGUUCUCAGACAUUCAGCCUUCUCCCUAUAGUUCUCAGGCAUUCAGCUUUCUCCCUACAGUCCUCAGACAUUCAGCCUUCUCCCUACAGUUCUCAGACAUUCAGCCUUCUCCCUACAGUUCUCAGACAUUCAGCCUUCUCCCUACAGUCCUCAGACAUUCAGCCUUCUCCCUAAAGAAUCCUGCAAAUAAAAAAUAUACACUUACUGUAGAAGUUACAGAUUCAUACAGCUAUGGUGCCUCCAUCCUACUAAACUACACUUCCAGAGUUAAGCUUACACACAGGAGUUCAGAGCCAUGUUAGCUAGCUAAUUAGCACAGGUGGUCACCUCUUGUCUUCCGUCUGUUUCCCGUUAACAAGCGCUGUAACGUGGAGAUGUGGCCGUGUGGGAACACUAACCCUAACCCUAUCAAGGUGUGUAUCAAUUUAACCUUCCGUUCUUUUCAAAUUAUUUCUCAUUUAUAUGAAAUAUAAGGUCCUUGUGCUUCCAAAACCGUACCGCAGCGCGUUAAUGUUCGCACCGGGCGUCAGAGAUCUUAACCCCGUACAGAAGACUGCCUUCGUCCAAUGACUCUUCUGUGUAAUGUGGUGGAACUGAGGGUCCCGAUCAAGGGCUACGUCUACCACCAGGUUCUUUAAAAAGUGUUACAGAAAAGUAGUUAUGUUUUCAAAUCCUAAACACUUGAUUUCACAGUGUAGGAUUCAUAUCGCCCCAGAUGUAAGCUAUAGACAAUAUCAACAUCAACGUCUAUUUUCUUAAAUACUGAUUGGUGCUCCUAACUUUUUAAAGUAGCCUAUAUUUAUAGCCUUAUAGAUGUUAUAUGCCUAAUGUAUAAUCUAGAAAUAAAGCCUAUUGAGUCAUGCAGUGUAGUUCAGUGCGCCAUUGUUUGAUGAUUAACCCAGUCAACUCAACUCCCCCUGACUCCGAACUGUUUCGCAACCAGGGAAUGUAUCCCAAAUAACACCCUGUUCCCUACACAGUGCACUACUUUUGACCAGAUCCCUAUGGGUCCAGGUCAAAGUAGUGCACUACAUAGGGAGAUAGGGUGCCAUUUUGGGACGAACGAGAUCCAUUGAGCAGCGGAACGCCUGCCUGGCUGGCAGACUAUCUGUUUCUAUCAGUUGUUGUACAGAAUAUUGCCGUCAGUCAGCAUGGCCCUUCUCUCCACUCUCACACCGGUGUUUGUGGCUGUUUUAUGCGUGAUCCUAGCUGUUCUUUUAAAAAGUUUUCAGAAGAAAGAGAUGAAGGAAGUGAAGCCCGCGGCUGAGGUCCGACCGUGGGUGGAUGAGGAUCUGCAGGACGACACAGAGAUCAGAACCAAAGAAGAAGGUAGGUAUCCCAAUAACCUCUCCUAUCUACCGAAGCGUGCACUUCUUUACUUCCCUUUCAUGGAUUUGAAAGGAAAUUACCAUUUUCUAUUGGUCAACAGCUUAUUUUCCGCAUGCGAAAAUACGCAACAAUCGAACCUGUACCGAAUAAAUAAAAUUGACGGAUUGUGGCAGGACGAUAUUUCGCAAUUGGUGUGAAUGCCAUAACAAACAAGACGUGUUCGUAUUUAUUUUUUUCAUCCAAAUUAUUUGGACGAAAAUAACGGACUGAGAAAGGGCCUUAUUGUAAAGCAGUGGUAUUUAAACUUUUUCAGACUGGACCCUAUUUCUUUUGCCAGAAUUUCUGGGGACCCCAAAUACACCCUUAAUAUCGGGACAUUUACAUUUUUACUUCAAUAUCUUAUCAAAAUGAAAACAAACCAAUAAAUACAUUUACUCGAUAAAAUUGUAUUUUUCAAAUUAUCUUUCUCAAAAACGUUUGUAUAGUGUCCCAUACAAUAAUCUGUACUUGUUCCCAAAAAAAAUUAAAAGCGUUUUUUUUUUUGCGGGGUGGACCUCACUGCAGUCCCCCAGCGAGCCCACUAGGAGACGCCACCCCCGACUUUGAAUACCAUUGUGGUAAAGGUUGCAUGUAGUGUAGCCUAUGAAUAACAUGCUACUAAAGCCACCGGUGCAGUCGACUGGUUUCUCUGCGUCAUAGCACUCCUCUAGGUCAGCUGGGUGAAACAGAGAGACCUGCUGCUACCUGCUACAGUUAAAGUUUGGCGGCAGGUAGCUCAGUGGGUAAGAGCAUUGUGCCAGUACCCGAAAGGUCGCUGGUUCUAAUCCCCGAGCCGACUAGGUGAAAAAUCUGUCGAUGUGCCCUUAAAUUAAAGCUUAACCCUAAUUGCUCAUGUAAGUCGCUCUGGAUAAGAGUGUCUGCUAAAUGACUAAAAUGUAAAUUAAGUUGGAAGUUUACAUACACCUUAGCCAAAUAAAUUGUAACUCUUUUUUUCACAAUUCCUGACAUUUUAAUCGUAGUAAAAAUUCCCUGUCUUAGUUCAGUUAGGAUCACCACUUUAUUUUAAGAAUGUGAAAUGUCAGAAUAAUAGUAGAGACAAUGAUUUAUUUCAGAUUUUAUUUCUUUCAUCACAUUCCCAGUGGGUCAGAAGUUUACAUACACUCAAUUAGUAUUUGGUAGCGUUGCCUUUAAAUUGUUUAACUUGGGUCAAACGUUUCGUGGAGCCUUCCACAAGCUUCCCACAAUAAGUUGGGUGAAUUUAGGCCCAUUCCUCCUGACAGAGCUGGUGUAACUGAGUCAGGUUUGUAGGCCUCCUUGCUCGCACACGCUUUUUCAGUUCUACCCACACAUUUUCUAUAGGAUUGAGGUCAGGGUUUUGUGAUGGCUACUCCAAUACCUUGACUUUGUUGUCCUUAAGCCAUUUUGCCACAACUUUGGAAGUAUGCUUGGGGUCAUUGUCCAUUUGGAAGACCCAUUUGCGACCAAGCUUUAACUUCCUGACUGAUGUCUUGAGAUGUUGCUUCAAUAUAUCCACAUAAUUUUCCUUCCUCAUGAUGCCAUCUAUUUUGUGAAGUGCACCAGUCCCUCCUGCAGCAAAGCACCCCCACAGCAUGAUGCUGCCACCCCCGUACUUCACGGUUGGGAUGGUGUUCUUCGGCUUGCAAGCCGACCCCUUUUUCCUCCAAACAUAACGAUGGUCAUUAUGGCCAAACAGUUAUAUUUUUGUUUCAUCAGACCAGAGGACAUUUCUCCAAAAAGUACGAUCUUUGUCCCCAUGUGCAGUUGCAAACCGUAGUCUGGCUUUUUUAUGGCAGUUUUGGAGCAGUGGCUUCUUCCUUGCUGAGCAGCCUUUCAGGUUAUGUCGAUAUAGGACUCGUUUUACUGUGGAUAUAGAUACUUUUGUACCUGUUUCCUCCAGCAUCUUCACAAGGUCCUUUGCUGUUGUUCUGGGAUUGAUUUGCACUUUUUGCACCAAAGUACGUUCAUCUCAAGGAGACAGAACGCGUCUCCUUCCUGAGCGGUAUGACGGCUGCGUGGUCCCAUGGUGUUUACACUUGCGUACUAUUGUUUGUACAGAUGAACGUGGUACCUUCAGGCGUUUGGAAAUUGCUCCCAAGGAUGAACCAGACUUGUGGAGGUCUACAAUUGUUUUUCUGAGGUCUUGGCUGAUUUAUUUUGAUUUUCCCAGGAUGUCAAGCAAAGAGGCACUGAGUUUGAAGGUAGGCCUUGAAAUACAUCCACAGGUACACCUCCAAUUGACUCAAAUUAUGUCAAUUAGCCUAUCAGAAGCUUCUAAAGCCAUGACAUCAUUUUCUGGAAUUUUCCAAGCUGUUGAAAGGCACAGUCAACUUAGUGUAUGUAAACUUCUGACCCACUGGAAUUGUGAUACAGUGAAUUAAAAGUGAAAUAAUCUGUCUGUAAACAAUUGUUGGAAAAAUGACUUGUGUCAUGCACAAAGUAGAUGUCCUAACCGACUUGCCAAAACUCUAGUUUGUUAACAAGAAAUUUGUGGAGUGGUUGAAAAACGAGUUUUAAUGACUCCAACCUAAGUGUAUGUAAACUUCAGACUUCAACUGUAUAUGUAGGCUAAUGUGCACAGUUCAUCAUGUCAUCUGGUUUCAACAUAUAGCCCUUGACUCUAGGCCUAGCCAACUCAACUCCACGGUUUAUGAUGGAGUUGAGGGGUGACAUUUUUUAUCAAAAACAACUGCAAUUACACAGAACAAUGUUGUGUGUGUCAAUCCCCCUCAGUCUACAGUCUCUGUCUGUAUAUUACUCAACCUUUGAACCCAAAGCGAGAAAAUGACUGCCAAGAUGAGAGAGAGAAAGAGAGAGAUCAUUAACCACAGGGAACGACAGAACAGAUCAUUAACCACAGAACAGAUCAUUAACCACAGAACAAAUAAUUAAACACAGAACAGAUAAUAAACCACAGGGAAUGACAGAACAGAUUAUUAACCACAGAACAGAUGAUUAACCACAGAACAGAUCAUUAACCACAGAACAGAUCAUUAACCACAGAACAGACCAUUACCCAAAGGGAACGACAGAACAGAUCAUUAACCACAGAACAGAUCAUUAACCACAGAACAGAUCAUUAACCACAGAACAGACCAUUACCCAAAGGGAACGACAGAACAGAUCAUUAACCACAGAACAGAUCAUUAACCACAGAACAGAUCAUUAACCACAGAACAGACCAUUACCCAAAGGGAACGACAGAACAGAUCAUUAACCACAGAACAGAUGAUUAACCACAGAACAGAUCAUUAACCACAGGGAAUGACAGAACAGAUCAUUAACCACAGAACAGAUCAUUAACCAAAGGGAAUCACAGAACAGAUCAUUAAACACAGAACAGAUCAUUAACCAAAGGGAAUCACAGAACAGAUCAUUACCCAAAGGGAAUCACAGAACAGAUCAUUAACCACAGAACAGAUAAUUAACCACAGGGAACCACAGAACAGAUCAUUAACCACAUAACAGAUAAUUAACCACAGAAUAGAUAAUUAACCACAGAACAGAUCAUUAACCACAGAACAGAUAAUUAACCACAGAACAGAUAAUUAACCACAGGGAACCACAGAACAGAUCAUUAACCACAGAACAGAUAAUUAACCACAGAACAGAUAAUUAACCACAGGGAACCACAGAACAUAUCAGUGCAACUCAAGGUAGUAUGAAUGAACCCAUUCGGCCAAGUAGCAAUACAGAUGGUUACACUUACCAAGCCCAACCCACAGUCAACAAAUAAGUGCACGAUAUGCACAUCUGACUAGAAGUUAAAAUUUGCAGAUUGCGCCUUUAAACCGUGUUCAAAACCGCCUACAAUUAAAAAAAGCCUUGUUUUCUGUAGAUUCAUAAUUCAGACAAUUGGUCUUCCCCCCUGUCUGUCUGGUUUUAGAUGAUGGUGAUUGGUCUUCCCCCCUGUCUGUCUGGUUUUAGAUGAUGGUGAUUGGUCUUCCCCCCUGUCUGUCUGGUUUUAGAUGAUGGUGAUUGGUCUUCCCCCCCUGCCUGUCUGGUUUUAGUUGAUGGUGAUUGGUCUUCCCCCCUGUCUGUCUGGUUUUAGAUGAUGGUGAUUGGUCUUCCCCCCUGCCUGUCUGGUUUUAGAUGAUGGUGAUUGGUCUUCCCCCCUGUCUGUCUGGUUUUAGAUGAUGGUGAUUGGUCUCCCCCCCCUGCCUGUCUGGUUUUAGUUGAUGGUGAUUGGUCUUCCCCCCUGUCUGUCUGGUUUUAGAUGAUGGUGAUUGGUCUUCCCCCCCUGUCUAUCUGGUUUUAGUUGAUGGUGAUUGGUCUUCCCCCCUGUCUGUCUGGUUUUAGAUGAUGGUGAUUGGUCUUCCCCCCCUGCCUGUCUGGUUUUAGAUGAUGGUGAUUGGUCUUCCCCCCCCUGUCUGUCUGGUUUUAGAUGAUGGUGAUUGGUCUUCCCCCCUGUCUGUCUGGUUUUAGAUGAUGGUGAUUGGUCUUCCCCCCUGUCUGUCUGGUUUUAGAUGAUGGUGAUUGGGUGGAGAGUGGUGGGGAGGAGGAGCUGGCCCACGUGCCCUACCUGGCUUCUCGGUACCCCGUAGAGGUCAUGGUUCAGAGGUCACAGGACUUCUACAGCCUGAUGAACCAGAGGAGGUCCGUCCGCUUCAUCAGCCCCGAGCCCGUUCCACGACAGGUCAUCGACAACGUCAUCCGCACCGCAGGUAACACAUGCAUAAUGCACACACACACACACACACACACACACACACACACACACACACACACAUACAUGAAUGUGUUGUCUGUGUUGUCCAGGCACAGCCCCCAGUGGAGCCCACACAGAGCCCUGGACGUUUGUGGUGGUGUCAGACCCAGAGGUGAAGCACCAGAUCAGGCUAGUGGUGGAGGAGGAGGAGGAGGUCAACUACCGUCAGAGGAUGGGGGACAAGUGGGUCAGUGACCUGCAGAGGCUCAGGUCAGAUAGGAAGCACAGUACACACACCAUGUAGAUAUACACCAUGUAGAUAUACACCAUGUAGAUAUACACUAUGUAGAUAUACACCAUGUAGAUAUACACCAUGUAGAUAUACACCAUGUAGAUAUACACCAUGUAGAUAUACACCAUGUAGACACACACCAUGUAGAUAUACACCAUGUAGAUAUACACCAUGUAGAUAUACACCAUGUAGAUAUACACCAUGUAGACACACACCAUGUAGAUAUACACCAUGUAGAUAUACACCAUGUAGAUAUACACUAUGUAGAUAUACACUAUGUAGAUAUACACCAUGUAGAUAUACACCAUGUAGAUAUACACCAUGUAGAUAUACACUAUGUAGAUAUACACCAUGUAGAUAUACACCAUGUAGAUAUACACCAUGUAGAUAUACACCAUGUAGAUAUACACCAUGUAGAUAUACACUAUAUAGACGCACACACACGCAGACAUACAACAUGCACACACAUGCACGCAAGUCAGAUAAUAUUUUUCUCUCUCUCUUUCCCUCUCCAUCUCCCCCUCUCUCCCUCCUCUACCCCUCACCCCUCCUCUCCAUCUCCCCUCCCCCAACGAUCUCCGCCUCUUCCUCUUGUCCCCCGCCCCCCCUCUCCCCGCCAUCCAUCUCCCCCCUCCACCUCCUCCAUCUCCCUCUCUCCCCUUAUCUCCUCCGCUCCCCCUCAGCCAUCCCCCCGGCCCCCUCUCCCCCUCACCCCUGCCCUCUCUACCCCCGACCCUCGCUCGCCCCCUCUCUCCCCUCUCUCCCCUCCCAUCCAGCUCUCCCUCUCCCCCCUCCCCCUCUCCCCCUCUCAUCCCCCCACCUCCUCUCUCCCUCUCUCCCUCUCACCCCCUCUCCCCCUCCUCCCCCCUCUCCCCCUCUCUCCCCCCUCCCUCCAUCUCUCCUCUCUCUCCCCCUCUCCCCUCUCUCCUUCCUCUCUCCCAGGACUAACUGGGUGAAGCAGUAUCUUGACGAGGCUCCCUACCUGGUGUUGGUCUUUAAACAGACGUACGGCGUUGUAGAUGGAGGACAGAAGAAGACUCAUUACUACAAUGAGAUCAGUGUGUCCAUCUCCUGUGGCCUGCUAUUGGCCGCGUUGCAGGUCAGAUCAUUCUCACACACACACACACACACACACACACACACACACACACACACACACACACACACACACACAGUCAUUUACAUUUUAGUAAUUUAGCAGACGCUCUUAUCCAGAGCCACUUACAGUUAGUGCAUUCAUCUUAAGAUAGCUAGGUGAGACAACCACACACACACAAACACUCAUUCAGAUCAUUCACCAAGUCAGAACCCCCCUGGACCUCUGGGGUGUAUUCAGGGACGUGAAACGUGCUGAACGUUGCAGAUAGAAAUAUAAUGAAUAGAGCUGAUAUGAUUCCCUAUUCUAUCUGAAGAUGGCACCAACAGACAUGGCAGCUCUGCUUCCAGCUCCUCAGCAACAGACAUGGCAGCUCUGCUUCCAGCUCCUCAGCAACAGACAUGGCAGCUCUGCUUCUAGCUCCUAAGCAACAGACAUGGCAGCUCUGCUUCCAGCUCCUAAGCAACAGACAUGGCAGCUCUGCUUCCAGCUCCUAAGCAACAGUCAUGGCAGCUCUGCUUCCAGCUCCUAAGCAACAGACAUGGCAGCUCUGCUUCCAGCUCCUAAGCAGCAGACAUGGCAGCUCUGCUUCCAGCUCCUCAGCAACAGACAUGGCAGCUCUGCUUCCUGCUCCUCAGCAACAGACAUGGCAGCUCUGCUUCCAGCUCCUAAGCAACAGACAUGGCAGCUCUGCUUCCAGCUCCUAAGCAGCAGACAUGGCAGCUCUGCUUCCAGCUCCUCAGCAACAGACAUGGCAGCUCUGCUUCCUGCUCCUCAGCAACAGACAUGGCAGCUCUGCUUCCAGCUCCUAAGCAACAGACAUGGCAGCUCUGCUUCCUGCUCCUAAGCAACAGACAUGGCAGCUCUGCUUCCUGCUCCUAAGCAACAGACAUGACAGCUCUGCUUCCUGCUCCUAAGCAACAGACAUGGCAGCUCUGCUUCCAGCUCCUAAGCAGCAGACAUGGCAGCUCUGCUUCCAGCUCCUCAGCAACAGACAUGGCAGCUCUGCUUCCAGCUCCUAAGCAGCUUUACAUUAUUAUUAUUAUGUUUGUGUUAUUUCUUACAUUAUUAGCCUAAAACGUUUUUUUUGUGUUAUAAAAUAAAGCCGGAAAGAACGUUUGGAUAUCAGAGCGGCGGUAACUCACCAGCAUUCCGACCAGAAAUACGACUUUCCCGAAUUGGAUCCGUUGUUCGUACCCCACAAGGCAACUGAACUUAUCCCAGAGGCUGCUCUAAGAAGCCGCUGGCGGAGAAGAGGUAUUCGGAGUGGACUUCUAGUCCGACUCAGGAGGCGUGCACACCAUCCACCGCUUCCGAGUAUAUUACUCGCUAAUAUUCAUUCCCUGGACAAUAAAGUAGACGAGCUCAGGGCGAGGAUCUCCUUCCAGAGAGACAUCAGGGACUGUAACAUACUCUGUUUCACAGAAUCAUGGCUCUCUCCGGAUAUACUGUCCCCGUCCAUACAGCCAGCUUGGUUCUCAGUACAUCGCGCGGACAGGAAUAAAGAACUCUCCUGGAAGAAGAAAGGUGGAGGUGUAUGUUUCGUAAUUAACUACUCAUGGUGUGAUUGUGGUAACGUACAGGAACUCAAGUCCUUUUGUUCACCCGACCUAGAAUACCUCACAAUCAAAUGUCGACCGUAUUACCUCCCAAGAUAAUUAUCUUCGGUUAUAGUCACAGCCGUGUAUAUUCCCCCUCAAGCCAAUACCACGACGGCUCUCAAGAAACUACACUGGACUUUAUGCAAACUGGAAACCCCAUAUCCAGAGGCUGCAUUUAAUGUAGCUGGGGACUUUAACAAAGCAAAUCUGAGGAAAACACUACCGAAGUUCUAUCAACACAUUGCCUGCAGUACUCGCGCUUCAAAAACUCUCGACCAUUGUCACUCUCCCUUCCGGGAUGGCUACAAGGCCCUCCCCGCCCUCCCUUCGGCAAAUCAGAUCACAACUCCCUUCUGCUCCUCCUAUACCCUCCGUAAGGUAAUCAAACAGGAAAAACAUCAGCACAGAGACAAAGUGGAGUCGUAAUUCAACAGCUCAGACACGAGACGUACAAUUGUUUUUCUUCCCCUUGGAAAAGUAUUCAUCCUCCUUGGCGUUUUUCCUAUUUUGUUGCAUUACAAUCUGUAAUUUUAAUUGAUUUUUAUUUGGAUUUCAUGUAAUGGACAUACACAAAAUAGUCCAAAUUGGUGAAGUGGAAUGAAAAAAAUUACUUAAUUCUAAAAAAUUAAUAACGGAAAAGUGGUGUGUGCAUAUGUAUUCACCCCCUUUGCUAUGAAGCUCCUAAAUAAGAUCUGGUGCAACCAAUUACCUUCAGAAGUCACAUAAUUAGUUAAAUAAAGUCCACCUGUGUGCAAUCUAAGUGUCACAUGAUCUCAGUAUAUAUACACCUGUUCUGAAAGGCCCCAGAGUCUGCAACACCACUAAGCAAGGGGCACCAUGAAGACCAAGGAGCUCUCCAAACAGGUCAGGGACAAAGCUGUGGAGAAGUACAGAUCAGGGUUGGGUUAUAAAAAAUAUCUGAAACUUUGAACAUCCCACACCUCUCAUCACCCCAAGAACACCACCUCCACAGUGAAGCAUGGUGGUGGCAGCAUCAUGCUGUGGGCAUGUUUUUAAUCGGCAGGGACUGGGAAACUGGUCAGAAUUGAAGGAAUAAUGGAUGCGGCUAAAUACAGGGAAAUUCUUGAGGGAAACCUGUUUCAAUCUUCCAGAGAUUUGAGACUGGGACGGAGGUUCACCUUCCAGCAGGACAAUGACCCUAAGCAUACUGCUAAAGCAACACUUGAGUGGUUUAAGGGGAAACAUUUAAAUGUCUUUGAAUGGCCUAGUCAAAGCCCAGACCUCAAUCCAAUUGAGAAUCUGUGGUAUGACUUAAAGAUUGCUGUACACCAGCGGAACCCAUCCAACUUGAAGGAGCUGGAGCAGUUUCGCCUUGAAGAAUGGGCAAUAAUCCCAGUGGCUAGAUGUGCCAAGCUUAUAGAAACAUACCCCAAGAGACUUGCAGCUGUAAUUGCUGCAAAAGUUGGCUCUACAAAGUAUUGACUUUGGGGAGGUGAAUAGUUAUGCACGCUCAAGUUUUCUGUUUUUUGUCUUAUUUCUUGUUUGUUUCACAAUACAAAAUAUUUUGCAUCUUCAAAGUGGUAGGCAUGUUGUGUAAAUCAAAUGAUACAACCCCCCCCCCCCCCCCAAAUCUAUUUUAAUUCCAUUUGUAAGGCAACAAAAUAGGGAGAAUCCCAAGGAGGGUGAAUACUUUUGCAAGUCACUGUGCACACUGUUAUCAAAUGCAAAUAUCUACUAGGUUAUGUAACUAUAAUAUAUUGACCUCCGGACCUCCAGCCACAUCGCGACCACACCGACGUCCUGCUCCCGGACAAGCUAAAAACCUUCUUCUCCCACUUUGAGGAUAACACAGUGCCACUGACGCGAGCGGCUCCCAAGGACUGUGGGCUCCCGUUCUCGGAGGCCGACGUGAGUAAGACAUUUAAGCGUGUUAACCCUCGCAAGGCUGUCGGCCCAGACGGCAUCCCUAACCGUGUCCUCAGAGCAUGUGCAGACCAGCUGGCUGGUGUGUUUACGGACAUAUUCAAUCUCUCCCUAUCCCAGUCUGCUGUCCCCACUUGCUUUAAGAUGUCCACCAUUGUUCCUGUACCCAAGAAAGUAAAGGUAACUGAAAUAAAUGACUAUCGCCCUGUAGCACUCACUGUCAUCAUGAAGUGCUUUGAGAGGCUAGUUAAGGAUCAUAUCACCUCUACCUUACCUGACACCAUAGACCCACUUCAAUUUGCUUACUGCACCAAUAGAUCCACAGACAAUGCAAUCGCCAUCACACUGCACACUGCCCUAUCCCAUCUGGACAAGAGGAAUACCUAUGGAAGAAUGCUGUUCAUUGACUACAGCUCAGCCUUCAACACCAUAAUACCCUCCAAGCUCAUCAUUAAGCUCGGGGCCCUGGGUCUGAACCACGCCCUGUGCAACUGGGUCCUGGACUUCCUGAUGGGCCGCCCCCAGGUGGUGAACGUAGGAAACAACAUCUCCACUUCGCUGAUCCUCAACACUGGGGCCCCACAAGGGUGCGUGCUCAGCCCCCUCCUGUACUCCCUGUUCACCCAUGACUGCAUGGCCAAGCACGCCUCCAACUCAAUCAUCAAGUUUGCAGACGACACAACAGUAGUAGGCCUGAUUACCAACGAUGACGAGACAGCCUACAGGUAGGAGGUUAGGGCCAUGGAGUGGUGCCAGAAAAAUAACCCUUUUCCUCAAUGUCAACAAAACGAAGGAGCUGAUCGUGGACUUCAGGAGACAGCAGUGAGAGCACGCCCCCAUCCACAUCAACGGCAAGGUGGAAAGCCAGGGUGGUGCGGUCUGCCGAACGCAUUACCGGGGGCAAACUACCCGCCCUCCAGGACACCUACAGCACCCUAUGUCACAGGAUGGCCAAAAAGAUAAUCAAGGACAUCAACCACCCGAGCCACUGCCUGUUCACCCCGCUGUCAUCCAGAAGGCGAGGUCAGUACAGGUGCAUCAAAGCUGGGACCAAGAGACUGAAAAACAGCUUCCAUCUCAAGGCCAUCAGACUGUUAAAUAGCCACCACUAGCCGGCUACCACCCGGUUAGGAGUGGCUUCCAUCUGGCCACUCUACCAUAAAGGUCUGAUUGGUGGAGUGCUGCAGAGUGACCAUUGUUUUCUUGGUCACCUCCCUGACCAAGGCCCUUCUCCCCCGAUUGCUCAGUUUGGCCGGGCGGCCAGCUCUAGGAAGUGUCUUGGUGGUUCCAAACUUCUUCCAUUUAAGAAUGAUGGAGGCCACUGUGUUCUUGGGGACCUUCAAUGCUGCAGACAUUUUUUGGUACCCUUCCCCAGAUCUUUGCCUCGACACAAUCCUCUCUCGGAGCUCUACGGACAAUUCCUUUGACCUCAUGACUUGGUUUUUGCGCCCGCCUUUCCAAAUCAUGUCCAUUCAAUUGAAUGUACCACAGAUGGACUCCAAUCAAGUUGUAGAAACAUCUCAAGGAUGAUCAGUGGAAACAGGAUGCACCUGAGCUCAAUUUCGAGUCUCAUAGCAAAGGGUCUGAAUACUUAUGUAAAUAAGGUUUUUCUGUUUUUUCUGUUUAUUUUUAUUUUUGAUGUGCAAACAUUUCUAAAAACCUGUUUUUGCUUCAUCAUUAUGGGGUAAUGUGUGUAGAUUGCUGAGGAUUUUAUUUUAAAUGUAUCCAUUUUAGAAUAAGGCUACGACAGUCAAUACCACUCCGACAUUGCUCGUCCUAAUGUUUAUAUAUUUCUUAAUUCCAUUAUUUUACUAUUAGAUUUGUGUGUUUUUGGUGUGUAUUGUUAGAUAUUACUGCACUGCCGGAGCUGGGAACACAAGCAUUUCGCUACACCCCUGCAAUAACAUCCGCUAAAUAUUUUAUUUUAUUUUAUUUUAAAUACAAUGUCAGACAGCACCCCUGUUCAGAAGGAUGUUACAAUUACAGUAGAAAUGUAUCGUGUAGAACAUAAAUGAUAUCAUGUCAGCUCCAUUCAUUCAUUUCUAUCUGCAACCAUCAGAGCAUUUCAAGCCCCUGAAUAAACCUCUGGAUUCUGUAUGUGUUUGAUAUUCUGACCAAACCCUUGUCUCUCCUUGUGUUUGACUGACACGCAGUCUGUCCAAUCCCCUGUCAGAAUGCAGGUCUGGUGACGGUGACGACGACACCCCUCAACUGCGGCCCCCAGCUCAGGCUGCUCCUCCGUCGGCCGGCCAAUGAGAAGCUGCUGAUGCUACUUCCUGUUGGUUACCCCGCCCCCGACGCCACCGUGCCCGACCUCACCCGCAAGCCGCUCAACGACAUCAUGGUGCACCUGUGACAUCAUCAUUAAGGGCCCGACCGAGUGACAUCAUAGAUGUAUGGGUGCCUUCUCUCCUCGGCUCCUCCCAGUCAUCUGAUUUGUAAAGUAGCAACAGUCAUCAAAGAAACAUGGGGUGUGUUUGCAUAUAUUAAUAAAUUAACAUACAGGGGUGGAACAGGGCUGCACCCACCAAACACGUGCUCUGUCUACCCUACCUGAACUCACCUGUGCUGGCUAGACUGCCUCAGUAAUUACUGUUGACACUUUCUAAUUCAACAUGUAUGUCAACAGCAGAGUUCACUUGAACAUUUGCUACGUUGCGGAACGG
Messenger RNA from Coregonus sp. 'balchen', 15311 nucleotides. Lineage: Eukaryota; Metazoa; Chordata; Actinopteri; Salmoniformes; Salmonidae. The record is from the annotation of a GenBank genome assembly.